AUGGUGGAUGAAUUGUCGCUUGUGCAACCAGAUCUUUUGGUGGUCCCGCUCAAGGAGCCGAUGGUUGGUGUGGCGUGCAAUGACUCGACUUUUGAAGCGCAUGCCUUCGUCGAUCUCACACUCAACCUCCAAACGGCAGCAGGACCCGUGAAGACCCCUGGAAAUCGCCUUUGCUAUGUGGUCCAUAGUGGCGACGAAUUUCUGGCAUCCGAUGAUACGCUCAAGGCAGUGGCAAUUGAUAUCAACCGACUCCUGGAACAGGUGGCGACCUUACAGCUGGACAAUGGCGACGACUUGGGGGAGGAUGGUGACGCUCUUAAGGAGCUGUCCCAUUGCUCAACCGUCCGGGCCAACUCGGCCAUGCUAGGACUACCUGACGCCAAGGAUGCCGUCGAACAUUUCCUCCAAGAGCUUGUCGAGGAAGCCGUGGGUAACGGAUUCCCCAAUGAAUUUGUGCAACAUUUGUGGCGUGUUCUGACCAAACAUGACACUUGGCGCGCGAAGUUUGAUGGGUCCGAUCCACCCGCGCGCGUGAAGCCAUUAAAGGUGACGCCUAAGGAAGGUGUUCCGUACCGAUGUAAAGGUCGGAAGCACAACCUCCUUGAGGACAGGUUCCACAAUUUGUUUGCGCGAGUUAUGCGACGCGGGGGUGAUCCGGAGCAACCAGCAGAGUGCGUGGUGUUGCCCAGUCAACCCGGUCAUGAAACCCGAAGGAAGGAAGAAACUUGA
This is a messenger RNA of Aphanomyces invadans, 729 nucleotides long. RefSeq lists its product as hypothetical. Bases 1 to 729 code for a protein of 242 amino acids. The record is from RefSeq and is a predicted model, not a curated record. The transcript has a single exon. NCBI's taxonomy places the organism in Eukaryota, Oomycota, Saprolegniomycetes, Saprolegniales, Verrucalvaceae.